AUGGAAACAGUCAGUCUAGGCUUAAGUGACAUGUCACGCUUUUCCGACUUCACGAUCCUCACCACAACCUACAAAGCUGUGCACGGACACGAAAUCACAACGGACAUUCUUUACCCUAAGACCCUAUCGCAAGCUUUUGAGCAGACACAGAAGACUCCCAAUUGUCCUGUCAUUCUACGAUACCACGGUGGUGGCCUUAUCUCCGGGUAUAGCCUUUUUACACCCUUCUUCAACCCUUGGUACCUUGAGCUUUCCAAGGAGUACUCCGCCAUCAUUGUAUCUCCAAAUUAUCGACUACUUCCAGAGGCCACAAUCUUUGAUAUACUGGAAGAUGUAGAAGACCAUUGGAACUGGAUGCACAAAUUCCUUUCACAGUUCCUAAACGAGUACACCAACGGAACCAUACAAUCCGACCUCAACCGCAUCCUCACGGCAGGGGAUAGCGCCGGAGGCUACCUGAGCAUCCAAAUGGGACUGAGUCACCCCGGACAGAUCCGGGCCGUGAAUGCAGUCUAUCCUCUAGUCGAUAUCAAAUCCCCUUACUUUACCGACCAGACAGAAAAGGCCAUAUUCUCGAUACCUGCAACACCACGAGACACCCUAGCGCGUCAUAUUAGGGAGGUCCGUGAAAGGGAAGAGACCACUAAUCACAAGGUUGUCAUUUCGGCACCUACGGGUCCGGAGAGAACUCAAUUGAUGUUUUCAGUCAGUCAACAUGGACUCUUCGGGCGGUUCUUUCCGGGUGAUGCUGUUGAACUUUAUCCGCUUGAGAGACUUGAUGCAGGUGCUAGGCUCCCGAGGGGAGGUGUCUUGGUGCUUCAUGGACUGAAUGAUUCGGUUGUUCCUGUGGAAGGGAGCUAUAUGCUGAAGGCUAAGAUUGAUGAGCUUGAUAGUAACUUGCGGUUCCGGCUUGUUGUUAGGGAUGGUGAGCAUGGUUUUGAUCAUUCGGCUAAAUUGCAUGAUGCGUGGUUGUGGGAGGCUGCUCAGGAUAUCAUUCAUUCCUGGCUUGAGUAG
This is a messenger RNA of Aspergillus pseudotamarii, 1014 nucleotides long. Its product is annotated as Alpha/Beta hydrolase protein. The transcript has a single exon. NCBI's taxonomy places the organism in Eukaryota, Fungi, Ascomycota, Eurotiomycetes, Eurotiales, Aspergillaceae. Gene Ontology annotation, molecular function: hydrolase activity. Bases 1 to 1014 code for a protein of 337 amino acids. The record is from RefSeq and is a predicted model, not a curated record.